Molecule: messenger RNA, 4512 nt
Organism: Macrosteles quadrilineatus (aster leafhopper)
Lineage: Eukaryota; Metazoa; Arthropoda; Insecta; Hemiptera; Cicadellidae
Exons: 2
Coding region: 1-4512 (1503 amino acids)
Biological process (GO): DNA integration
Molecular function (GO): nucleic acid binding
Source: RefSeq, a predicted model, not a curated record
AUGUCAAUCCGAAAGUCAGGGAGAGAGAAACACCCUCCAAAUAGAUAUUCCCCAGAAAAUGCAAAUGACAAGAAUGAUGAACCCAAAGAAGGAGAUAGUCAAUCUCUAAAACCACCUUCUAAGUCAAAAACCAAAUCUUCAACUUCCAGCAAGCGCCGGUUAGUUCAACUGCAACUAGAAGAAAUAGAAGAAAUAAACAGGCUUGAGAAAAUACACGAAGAAAGGGAGUUGCAACGGCUGAAAGAAUUUGAAGAAAAGGAGAUGGAGCGACAGAGACAAGAGAUGGAACAACAAAGGCAAAGAGAGGAGAGGGAAAUGGAACGACAACGUCAAGCUGAAGCAAGAGAACUAGAACGACAGAAGCGUCUGCUGAGAGUAAGGACCGAACUUGAGUCUGCUUCAGUCUUGGGAAGUAGUCAGUCCGCCUCAGUCUUGGGCAGUCGUCAUUUGGAAUUGGAAGAUAAUGAAGACCCUGACAAGGUAAGCUUCAAUAUUGCUACUGUUGAGGAGGACUCUAAUGUCAAAGUCAAUAGGUGGCUGAAUGAGGAACCGUCAGUUCCUUUGACAUCGUCAGCCAUCGUGUCCACGGCUAUUGAUAAACUAGCAGACUCCUUUUCAAAAGCUAUAAAUUCAUCCAACCCCAACCAACCUGUCUCAUGCCGACAGCGUCUUCCAUCCUUCAGCGGGAAACCAGACGAGUGGCCCAUGUUCUAUUCCUGUUACAAUAAGACUAAACACCUUUUUAAUGACGAUGAAAACCUUGACAGAAUAAGAAAUUGUCUGGAGGGAGAUGCCUUUAAAAUGGUAAAACCUCUAUUUAUAUCAGGUAAAAAUUUGAGUACAGUAAUGAAAACUUUACAAAUGCGUUUUGGACGUCCAGAGUUUAUAGUCGAGUCAAUGUUGAAGAAGGCGCGCAUGCUCCAACCAGUCAAGGAGGAUGACGCUGUCAGCCUUAUUGAGUUUUCAACAACUCUUUUAAACCUGACCUCUACCGCAGAGUCGUUGGAUUUGGAAAUAAAAGUUAUCGAAGGUCCGCCAAAUGCUCCCGUCCUGUCAUGGAGCUACCUAGGGUGGUCAAUGCAUGGCAAGUGUCCAGAAUUUGCUGGACGUGUUGACGAUUUCACCUUAUUGUCCUUUGAUCACGACAGAUUACAUGAUUUGGUGAAAAGUUCCUUUGAAAUUGACAACUACAAUGACAAAAAAUGUGCAUCUCCAGUAGAAAACAAAUCAAUAAAAUCGGUAGAAGACGAACGUGCAAUGUCAAUCUUGGAAAAAACAACGAGGAAAAUCGGAGAACGUUAUGAAUCUGGCUUGUUGUGGAAAUCAGAUGAUUUUAAAUAUCCCUCGAGUUACGAUAAAGCUCUUAAAAGACUAAAACACAUUGAAGGGAAGAUGGCAAAGGAUCCUUCCUUUAAAGACGAAUACACAAGGAAGAUUGCCGACUACAAGGAAAAAGGGUAUAUUCGAAAACUAAGUGAAGAUGAGGCAAGUAUUUUAAAUGAUCAUACUUAUUAUCUACCUCAUUUCGGAGUUGUGAACCCCAAUAAGCCCAACAAAUUAAGAUUGGUCUUUGAUGCAGCUGCAAAGUCGAACGGUGUAUCAUUUAAUGACGCUCUUCUUAGUGGACCUGACCUUUUGAAUCCAUUACCAGCUGUUCUCGUAAAAUUUCGUCUGGGAAAAUUUGCUGUCGCUGGUGAUAUUAAGGAAAUGUUCCAUCAGGUACGCAUAAGGAAAGAAGAUGUAGAUUCACAGAGAUUUUUGUGGAGGCAAAACACGAAUGAUCCUCCAGAUACGUAUGUAAUGGAGGUGAUGACAUUUGGGUCGACCUGUUCUCCAAGCACUGCUUUAUAUGUAGUGAACGAAAAUGCCAAACGUUUCUCAUCCAUCUACCCUGAAGCUUCUAAAUCAAUUCUCACUAAGGAAUACAUGGAUGAUUUAUUAGACUCUGUCAAUUCUGAGGAAGAAGCAAAGACUCGAGUGAAAGAAAUAAUGGAAAUUCACAAAUCAGGUGGAUUUCAAAUGUGCAAUUGGUUAUCAAACUCCAAAGAUGUUUUAUCUGGAAUUCCUGAAGAACUGAAAUCAAAUUCAACUAAGCAAUUAAAGCAUGAUAGCAAUCUUCCCACUGAACGAGUUCUCGGAAUGUGGUGGGAUUCAGAAAGCGACAAUUUCGUAUUUCAUCGCAAUGCAGAAAAAUUGCAAAAAAUGGAAUCAAGUUAUCCAACUAAACGUGAGGUUUUGAAGGCUGCGAUGUCUAUCUUUGAUCCUUUGGGACUAGUCACCCCUACUACAAUCAAAGGUCGAAUAUUAGUGCAAGAGAUUUGGAGAACAAAAACAACAUGGGAUGAAGUACUAACAACAGUACUUACUAAGAAAUGGCAAGAAUGGUUGGAAGAAGUUAAACAACUACAAUAUUUUACCAUUCCGAGAUGCUAUUUCAAAACCCUUAUGAUAAAUGAGGUUGAGCUUCAUGUCUUUGUCGAUGCAAGUGAAGAAGCGUACUCCGCUGUUGGAUAUCUAAGACAUAAGAAUACUAACGAGAAUACUGGAUACAACACUAUGUUGGUUAUGUCGAGAGCAAAGGUGGCUCCUCUAAAACCAACUACCAUACCAAGACUGGAACUACAAGCUGCUGUCCUUGGAUGUAGGCUUGUUAAAACAAUUAUACACGACCUAGACAUCAACUUCGUCCGAAAAAUAUUUUGGUCAGAUUCUGUUACGGUGUUACAUUGGAUAAAAUCUGAUCCGAGAAGCUUUAAACAAUUUGUUUCUAACCGACUUGUGGAAAUACUUGAAGUUUCACAAGCUGAUGAAUGGAAGUGGGUACCAUCAAAAAAUAACCCUGCUGAUGUCGCUACGAGAAGCAACCAGAAAUUCACUACAAGUAAUCAUGAAUUUUGGACUUAUGGCCCCGAGUUUCUAAAAUACGACUCAAGUCAUUGGCCUCAGCAACCGACAACCUUGCAAACAAAAAACAGCGAAGAGGUGAAACAAAAGUUCGUUGGGUUACUCAACGAAGACAAAGAAGACGUUAUCAAUAUUGAGAGAUUUUCUUCCUGGAAUAAGGUAACACGAGUAACUGCGUGGGUUCUGAGAUACAUUGGUAUAUUGCAAUCCAGGAUCAAAAGAAAUGACAAAGACAGACUGAAGAAGAACUCUAACCCCAGAUUGAUACUGGAACUUCAACCAGAAGAAAUUCUUAAGGCUGAACACAUCUUAGUGUUGAAUUCCCAAGACAAAACUUUUAAAGAAGAAAAGACCUUAUUAAGAAAUAGCAAGUCACUACCGAAGUCAAGUAAAAUAUUCACAUUGGAUCCUUUCGUUGACGAGAAAGACCUCAUCAGGAUGUCUACAAGAAUACGAAAUUCUCCUGAAAUCAGUACUGAACGAAGAUAUCCAAUUAUUUUAGAUGGAAAAUGUCAAGUAGCAAGACUUAUUGUGAAGAACUUCCAUGAAAAAUGCUUCCACCAAGGAAUAGAAACCGUAAUGAACAUGACAAGAGAACGGUUUUGGAUACUUAAUCUUCGCACAACAGUGAAGAAAGUGCAAAGAAGCUGUAUGCGUUGUAGGAUUGACAACGCCAAACCAAGUCCACCUCAAAUGGCACCCCUGCCAAUUUCACGAGUACUCAAGGCACAGUAUCCUUUCUUUUACACUGGUGUUGACUAUUUUGGCCCAAUUGAAGUAACUGUUGGCCGAAGACAUGAAAAGCGAUACGGUGUAAUAUUUACAUGCCUUUCUACACGAGCAAUUCAUCUCGAAGUGGCUCAUUCGUUAAGUACGGAGAGUUGCGUUAUGGCAAUUCAAAGGUUCAUAAGUCGGAAACCUUGCCCUUCUGAGAUGUUUUCUGACAAUGGUACGAAUUUUGUAGGAACAGACAAUGAACUUCGAAAUGCUGUUAAGUCUUUAAACAACGCCCAGAUUCAACGGACAGUCGUAAAGAGUGGGAUUAAAUGGAAUUUCAUUCCUCCCCGUGCGCCACACAUGGGGGGAUGUUGGGAGAGACUGAUAAGGUCAGUAAAAACAGCAUUGAAAAGUGUCAUGCGAUCCCAGUACCCGAAAGAUGAAGAACUGCAGACGUUUUUGACUCGCGUGGAGUUUAUUAUUAACUCACGUCCACUCACACACUUAUCAAUUGACCCGUUGGACCCUGAGCCGAUCACACCAAACCACUUUCUACGCGAAGCCUACAAAAUAAAUAUUGAUGAAGAUAAACUAUGUAAGAAACAACUAGCCCGCGUAAGAACACUUUUGGAUAGUUUUUGGAAGCGAUGGGUCCAAGAAUACCUGCCCUGUUUGUCAAGACGUUGUAAGUGGCACAAACGAAUGGAACCGCCUCAAAUAGGGGACUUGGCUAUAAUAGUGGAAGAAGACAAUCAAAGGAAUUCAUGGCCUCUUGGAAGAAUAUCAGCCAUUUACCCCGGUAAAGAUGGCGUUAUACGAGUUGUGGACAUCAAAACAACCAAAGGUACAUUCCGGCGCCCUCUUACCAAGGUCGCAGUUCUUGGGGGGUAG